AUGUCGGAUAGUUUAAAUAAUAAUCUUCAUGAUUCCGUUGAUGAAUCAGAAUCUACAAACAUGAAAAAGAGAAGAGUUGGUAAAGCUUGUGAUUGUUGCCGUAUGAAGAAGACUAAAUGUGAUGGUGUUAAACCUUGUUCAAGAUGUAAAAUCCAUAAUCAUUUAUGUUCAUAUACAGAACGUCGUUCAUCAUUUCAUAAAGAAUAUCAAGAAGGUUAUGUUGAAUUAUUAGAAGCUAGAUUAAGUUUAUUAACAAGAUGUCUUCAUAAAUUUCAUCAAAUGGUUGAUAAUGGUGAUGAUGUUUCAAAUUUGAAGGUUAAAGAUAAAAAGGAAUUAAGUAUAAAUAAAUUGGUUUCAUUAUUGGAGAAUGAUGAACAUUAUGGUAAUGAAAUUAAUGAUGAUCUUGGUGUUUGGGAUAAAGGUAUUGAAAUUGCCUCAAAAUUUGAUGAGAAUAAUUCAAAUUAUAUGAAGUCUGCAUGUUCUGAAUUUGCUGAUCAUUUUAAAACUGGUAUACAUGGUGCUAGUACUAAGGGAAGGAAAAGAACCAGAAAAGGCAGAAAUCCAAAGCUAAUAGAGAAGAAAGCUACCAAGAAAUUUAAAUGUAUUACAAACAACGAAAGUGAUUAUCAUGAAUUUGAACGUUCAUCAAGUCCAAGUUUACCACAAUCGCCAAUUAUAGAAACUGAUAUCACAACAGAAACCAAUAAACCAAUCAAUGAAUCACCAUCAAGCCUAUUACUAAGUCCAGAUGAUGAAAUCCCAUUGAGUACAGAAAGUCUAUUCAUUACAAGAAAUCCUUUCAAUAACAAUCAAGCUUUAGAUCAAUCUAGUUUACCAAUAAUUCCAACGAAUGUUGAGGAUGAAUUCAUUGAACAAAAUUCCAAUAUCAACAAUAACAAUAAUAACAAUAAUAACAAUGAGGAUAAUUAUUUACUUUAUGGUAAUUCAAAUCCAGAAAUUUUGCCAAUGAGAUUUUGGCCUUAUUAUUCUGAAAUUCCCGAAGGUUCAGUUUAUAAUGAAGUUAAUGGGUUUAAUUAUUAUCCACAAGUCAAUACAAAUCCAGUCAAUUUUUUAUGA
Molecule: messenger RNA, 1077 nt
Organism: Hansenula ciferrii
Lineage: Eukaryota; Fungi; Ascomycota; Saccharomycetes; Phaffomycetales; Wickerhamomycetaceae
Product: Zn(II)2Cys6 transcription factor domain-containing protein
Exons: 1
Coding region: 1-1077 (358 amino acids)
Biological process (GO): regulation of DNA-templated transcription
Molecular function (GO): DNA-binding transcription factor activity, RNA polymerase II-specific; zinc ion binding
Source: RefSeq, a predicted model, not a curated record